This is a messenger RNA of Lactuca sativa (garden lettuce), 647 nucleotides long. Its product is annotated as auxin-responsive protein SAUR21. Lineage: Eukaryota; Viridiplantae; Streptophyta; Magnoliopsida; Asterales; Asteraceae. Gene Ontology annotation, biological process: response to auxin. The record is from RefSeq and is a predicted model, not a curated record.
CUUCUUUGAAAUUCCUACUAUUAUUCGAUCUUCAUUAAAAUCUUCAUACACCUAUAAAAUGGAUACAAUUGGGCUGAUAUGAAGCACAACGGAUCCUCCCAAAAUCGAUCACAGCAUCUUUCACAUAAAAGAAAUCCUUUUAGAAGAAAGAGACCGUAGCCUUCAUAUAAAAAUGGCCAUUCGUGUGCCUCGAAUCAUUCAGGCCAAAAAAGUUCUCGGUCGAUCAUUCUCCAAUGGAAGCCGCUCGUCAUCAUCAUCGGUAGACAUCAUCCCCAAAGGACAUUUUGCAGUUUAUGUUGGUGAUCAAGAAAAAAGACGAUUUGUUGUUCCUUUAUCGUUAUUAGACCAGCCUUCAUUCCAAGAUCUGCUACGUCAAUCAGAGGAAGAAUUUGGUUAUGAUCAUCCAAUGGGUGGCCUCACAAUUCCAUGUCGUGAGGAUGUCUUCAUUCAUGUCGCUUCUGGCCUGAUCUGCUCAUUAUGACCAAGAAUUUUGCAUUCUAUUCGCUAACAUAUAACGUAAUUUUGUACAGAAGAAAUCACCAUGAAACCUAAGUAUUUGUAAAGCUGUCUCCAAAUUGUAUAUUAGCCAACAUUAAUUUCACCAUUAACAUAGCAAUGAAGAACAUCAUUCAAAUUUGGUUUCUAUA